This is a messenger RNA of Mastomys coucha (southern multimammate mouse), 7861 nucleotides long. It is a transcript of the gene Nlgn1, whose product is annotated as neuroligin 1. Gene Ontology annotation, biological process: modulation of chemical synaptic transmission; presynaptic membrane assembly; postsynaptic membrane assembly. Gene Ontology annotation, cellular component: synapse; cell surface; postsynaptic specialization membrane. The transcript is spliced from 8 exons. Gene Ontology annotation, molecular function: signaling receptor activity; neurexin family protein binding. The coding region runs from base 1296 to 3827 and encodes 843 amino acids. The record is from RefSeq and is a predicted model, not a curated record. NCBI's taxonomy places the organism in Eukaryota, Metazoa, Chordata, Mammalia, Rodentia, Muridae.
GGUGGGCGUUCUCCACGUUGCAUCCUGCCCCCUCGGUCCGUCUUCCAGCGCGGUGGCCGAGCACAUGCAUCUUUCUCGGGGGGUGGGGGGGCUCGCUCGCGCACGCCCUCUCCCGCACCCCGCGACUCCUCACCUGCCCCGGCACGCCUUAGCCGCUCUUCUCCCUUCCCGGUGCAUCCCUUGACCCUUCAUCCCGGCCUGCGCGGGUUCGGAGCGUCGGGACGCGGCUGUGGCGGCGGUGCCGAGCUGGUGUGGGAAGCCAAGGCAGGAAAGGCGAACCCGAGUGGGCGGUGAGAGGCCAGCCGAGUCCGUGGGAGCCAGGGAAGCCUGAAGGAGCGAGACCGUGAGUGUGUGCGCCGCGCGCUGCCCCGCUCGGGGCGGACUCGUGCGGAGGCUCCGAGUCUUCGGAGCGGUGUCCCAGCCUCUGCAGUGAGCCUGCCUGGGUGCGCCUUGGGACCUGGGCAUCCAGAUCCCGGAGGUCGGCGGAGAGGUACCGGAGAAAGGCAGCGAUUCCGAGAGUCCGCGGAGGGGAGACGCGGAGGCUGAGCGGAUGGAGGAACAAUGCCGCCUCCUGAAGCAGAGCCGUUCUUGAGCCUCGGCGGCUGGAGUGUGGAGUCUGCUCUCGGCUCGGCUCUCUUCAGGCCUUGAGGCUACUUCUGGGCUUGGUUCCGCCUCUUAGUUUGACAGGAAUUAGAAAGUUGCUCUUCUUCUCUGCAAGCUUUCCUUCGGAGUGGCUUUCCGAUCUGCGUGCUGGUUCAAGUCAAGAUGUCACUUUCUGGAUCCCCCGCGAGGAGAGACUCAUAGAUUAUGCAUUGUUGGGCAGUAAACUCUCCCGGGAAGAGAGGGUAGUCCACCCAAAAGGCUAAAUGGUUUGCCACUGACUCCUGCCUGCCUCAGCACAAUGCCUUAAAUGACAAAAAGACUGUAUUGCCCUGGGAAUGCAUGCACAAGAGAGAAAGGUGCUGAGUAAAUUCAGGAAUAUAGACCCACAGCUAACUGGAUUUGAUUUAUACGAGGGAAAUCUACAUCAAUGGCCACUCUCACCACAUUGCUACUAUCGGAAACAGAAUGGUCAAUAGGGGAUGUUCUGAUGAAUAGUGAUGAUUGAAGAUGCGGCAUCCGUCUGUGUGAAAUCAAUGGGAGCUACUUACUGCAUGAAGAGUGCUUUGAGCGUUCCUUCACGAGCUCAGAUUUGAGAAACUGGAGCUGCCUUCAUCCAUCAUUUCAUCUUUCUCCAGUGGAUACAAACAUAUUUGCCUCACUGUAGCAGAUAAACAGACAACUAAUGUGGGACCAUGGCACUUCCCAGAUGCACGUGGCCAAAUUAUGUUUGGAGAGCCAUGAUGGCAUGUGUGGUCCACAGGGGAUCGGGUGCGUCGCUGACUCUCUGUUUGUUGGGAUGCUUGCUACAGACUUUUCACGUCCUCUCUCAAAAGUUGGAUGAUGUAGACCCAUUGGUUACUACUAACUUCGGCAAGAUAAGGGGAAUUAAGAAAGAACUCAAUAAUGAAAUUUUGGGGCCUGUCAUUCAGUUUCUUGGGGUUCCAUAUGCCGCUCCGCCAACAGGAGAACAUCGUUUUCAGCCUCCAGAACCACCGUCUCCCUGGUCUGAUAUCCGGAAUGCCACUCAGUUUGCUCCUGUGUGUCCCCAGAAUAUCAUUGAUGGCAGAUUGCCUGAAGUUAUGCUUCCUGUAUGGUUCACCAAUAACUUGGAUGUGGUUUCAUCCUAUGUGCAAGACCAGAGUGAAGACUGUCUAUACUUAAACAUCUAUGUCCCAACUGAAGAUGGUCCCCUUACAAAGACACAGACAGAUGGUUUAGGGGACAAUGACGGUGCUGAAGAUGAAGAUAUUCGGGACAGUGGGGGUCCCAAACCAGUGAUGGUGUACAUCCACGGUGGCUCUUACAUGGAAGGUACUGGAAAUCUGUAUGAUGGGAGUGUUUUGGCAAGCUAUGGCAAUGUGAUCGUCAUUACAGUCAACUAUCGGCUUGGGGUUCUUGGCUUCCUGAGCACAGGCGAUCAGGCUGCUAAAGGAAACUACGGGCUCCUUGACCUCAUCCAGGCCCUAAGGUGGACCAGCGAGAACAUUGGGUUCUUUGGUGGUGACCCCUUGCGAAUCACUGUGUUUGGAUCAGGCGCUGGGGGUUCAUGUGUCAAUCUGCUGACUUUAUCCCAUUAUUCUGAAGGUAACCGUUGGAGCAAUUCAACCAAAGGACUUUUUCAACGAGCAAUAGCUCAGAGUGGGACAGCCCUUUCCAGCUGGGCUGUUAGUUUCCAGCCUGCAAAAUAUGCUAGAAUUCUGGCUACAAAAGUUGGCUGCAAUGUGUCAGAUACCGUGGAGCUAGUAGAAUGCCUGCAGAAGAAGCCUUACAAAGAACUCGUUGAUCAAGACGUUCAACCAGCCCGAUACCACAUAGCCUUUGGACCUGUGAUCGACGGUGACGUGAUACCAGAUGACCCUCAAAUACUGAUGGAACAGGGAGAGUUCCUCAACUACGAUAUCAUGUUAGGAGUUAACCAAGGGGAAGGGUUGAAGUUUGUUGAAAAUAUAGUAGAUAGUGAUGAUGGUGUAUCAGCCAGUGAUUUUGACUUUGCUGUUUCUAAUUUUGUUGAUAAUUUAUACGGAUAUCCCGAAGGCAAAGAUGUUUUGAGAGAAACCAUUAAAUUCAUGUAUACUGACUGGGCUGAUCGCCAUAACCCUGAAACUAGAAGGAAGACAUUGUUGGCUUUGUUUACAGACCAUCAGUGGGUAGCACCUGCUGUCGCCACAGCGGACCUUCAUUCAAACUUUGGCUCACCUACGUACUUCUAUGCCUUUUAUCAUCAUUGCCAAACAGAUCAAGUUCCAGCUUGGGCUGAUGCAGCUCAUGGGGAUGAGGUUCCCUAUGUGUUGGGAAUCCCCAUGAUUGGCCCUACAGAGUUAUUUCCUUGCAAUUUCUCCAAGAAUGAUGUGAUGUUGAGUGCAGUAGUAAUGACAUAUUGGACGAAUUUUGCUAAAACUGGUGACCCAAAUCAACCAGUUCCUCAAGACACAAAAUUCAUUCAUACCAAACCCAACCGCUUUGAAGAAGUAGCAUGGACCAGAUAUUCCCAGAAAGACCAGCUUUAUCUCCAUAUUGGAUUAAAACCGAGAGUUAAAGAGCAUUACAGAGCCAAUAAGGUAAAUCUCUGGUUGGAGCUGGUACCUCAUCUGCAUAAUCUCAAUGACAUUUCUCAGUAUACCUCUACCACAACUAAAGUGCCAUCCACGGACAUCACUCUCAGACCUACAAGGAAAAAUUCCACACCAGUCACAUCAGCCUUUCCCACUGCCAAACAGGAUGAUCCCAAGCAACAACCAAGUCCCUUCUCAGUGGAUCAGAGGGACUACUCCACAGAGCUAAGUGUCACGAUCGCAGUGGGAGCCUCUCUGCUGUUUUUGAACAUCUUGGCUUUUGCAGCCCUGUACUACAAGAAGGAUAAGAGGAGACAUGAUGUCCACCGGAGGUGUAGCCCUCAGCGCACGACCACCAAUGACCUCACCCAUGCUCCAGAAGAGGAAAUUAUGUCUCUCCAAAUGAAGCACACUGACUUGGAUCACGAGUGUGAGUCCAUCCAUCCACACGAGGUGGUUCUUCGGACCGCCUGUCCCCCAGAUUAUACUCUCGCUAUGAGGAGGUCACCUGAUGAUGUUCCUUUAAUGACACCUAACACCAUCACAAUGAUUCCCAACACUAUACCAGGGAUUCAGCCCUUACAUACAUUCAACACAUUUACUGGAGGACAGAAUAAUACACUGCCCCACCCCCACCCGCACCCCCAUUCACAUUCAACAACUAGGGUAUAGCCAGAUGAGAAAGACAAACUGAUUUUUUUUUCUGAUGGAGUGCAGUAAAAGAUUAUUGGAAGAUUCCUUGGCUUUCAACUCAGAAGACUCUCACUAUUUAAAUAAGGAGGAAUAUUAUGUGAAUAUACAUAUCAAGAACUUUGGGGGUUUUGAAAAAUGAAUUGUACAUAGAUAUACACACAAAUCAACUUUAAAAAAAAAAGCAAAUUCCAAUUGCUUGAAGCAAUUGUUCUGAAUGAUACUUUUUCAUUCACUUUCAAGAAUUAAUUUGUUGAAGAUUUAAGUUACAUACCGGAGUUAGGCAUGUGGAACACCAAACAGGAAAGUACUCUGUCUGAAUACUUUAAAAACAGAAAAACAAAAAUAAAAAUCAAAUCAACUAUGAAUAUGCACAAGGGACACACCAAUGGAAUGUCAGAUAAUUUCGUCAGUUUUCAUUUGGAGCCCUUUAAUUGUGUAGACCAUAUCUGCUUAAGUACACAGAACACCUAUGCUGUUAAUGGCAUAGCAGAGAAGCUCAUGCUGAAAAUUGCCAGUAAAACAAAGAAGUUUAAAGACUGGCAGGUACAACAUUAUCACAUAAGUGCUGUCAGUACUAAGUCGUGGGGAUCAAGGAGACUGGAUAUUUUUAGCACGAUGUGCAUGAUAAUUUAUAUGCUUGGUGGCUGUGCUGCUGAUUAAGCCGUAAUUAAAAUUCUUCUCAUCCCAUUGGAGUUUUUAAUAGGAGCCUCCUCCAUCAAUUGGCAGAACCUAAAGAAGAUUUUAUAAGGGGCAAAAGUAAUUAUAAUAAUAAAAUAAUUUGCAGUAGUUUCGAUAAUAGAGGGAAUAGUUAUUAAAGUCUUGGGAGAAAGUAGAGGUAUAGUGGUGAAUACUCACUGAUAUGAAUCCCAGAAAAAAAUUUCUAUGAGUUGAAUAUUCUUUUCAUUCCCUUAUACGUAAUUUAUAGAAAUACCACUCUAAUUGGACAUGUGUUAGCUACAGAGCUAUAAUUUGCUGUGGGUUUGUUACUCUGAAGUUUGUUCCUUUCGGUAACAUUCUUGCAAGGUGUAAGGACGCCCCAAUAGUACCAUUCUGAUUAAAGUUCUCAGUCAAUUGAUUUACUCAUGUUGCAUGACAAAAUGUUUACUACUAAGAAUUCAAUAGAAAGUUCAGUCCCUCUUCAUGUUGCAGCUUUCUCGCUGAGGGUCACUUGAAUUUACUCAUGAGAUCUCAGCAGAGGAACAAUGUAGGUGCAGAACCUAGGAGAGUCAACAGCUGGGGGGGGGGGGUUGUCUUUCACACAUGUGCAAUUUCAAAUGAAUUCUCUAAGACCACAGAAAUCUCUGAAUCCCCUGUUGUUUACCAGUAAUAUCAAUAUAUCACAGACCUUUCCAAAUGUUUGUAUAUGUAAUCAGAUGUACAUUUAUAUUAAAAAAAAAAACAAUGAGAUGGACUUAAAGAGCACAUCCUGAUCAAUGGUUUCUCUCUUAUCUGUACUAUAUUUCUAUUAGACUAAAGUUAUGUGAUUUUUUUUUACCUUUUUUCAGAUGACUAGCAAUUUUGAUAGUUUGUAAGAUAACGCAAAGGACUUUCUCUGACUAACUGCAGUAACAGAGACCUUUCUUUCCAGCUACCCUUUUUCAAGAAUUGAAAGCUUAUUAUACAAAAGCAAACACUUGUAUACGACUUGGUGGGAAGGACGUUGUGUAUCUUGACCACAUCCGUGGUCCUUGGGUGAAAUAAAGAUAAUACGGAGAAUGGAGAUUGGUCAAAUGUUAAGAGACCUGAUCUUUGCUCAUUAAAGAGCUAAAACGUUUAUUGCUGUUUUGUCUUUUAUUUUGUUUUUAACCAAAAAAAAAAGAAAGAAAGAAAGAAAGAAAGAAAGAAAGAAAGAAAGAAAGAAAGAAAGAAAAGAAAAAAGAAAAGGAAAGAAAGAAAGGAAUCUUCAAAAAAGAAACAAGACUGUCUUGGAGUCGUGUUUUAGAACAGUUGGGUUUUAGAAGACAUACAGGCAGCUGCAGAGAAUACAGCUGUGCAUGGAGGGAAAAUCUUGACACUUUAGUACUAACUUAGAACCAGGAACUCAGAAAAUGUUACCUUGAUCAUUUUAAAUACCCCUUCCCUAGAUGUCACACAAACAUAGUGACCAUUAUUUUCACUUAAAAACACAACUUUUGAUGUUGCUAACCAGGGGAAAAAUCUGUUGGAAAUGUAGAAAUGAAGGGGCAGUAUUUCAUGAAGUAAGGAAUCUGCUCAUAAUAUGGGAGUGGCCAUCAGAUAUUUUAAAAAACAUUCUUCAAGAGAAUUGGAAAGCACUGAAAAAAAAAGAUGUUGAUCUAGUAUUGAAAGGUAAAAACUCUACUUUGAAAAUCUUAUUUGGUUAUAUAGCCUCCAAAGUACUAAACAUCGAUAAAUUUAAGUAUUGUUCCAUUUAAAAAUACAAUUCUCUGUCAUAAGCAAAGUCUUCAAAAUCCAGAGCAGUCAACUCGCCAUUGAUGAGUGACAUGCUUGUACUUUAGAAAGUAUGUUACCACCGACAGUGAACCAGAAGAACUAUGCAGCCGCUGAAGCACCGUGUAAUGCCAAACUGUCUUUGACGACAUUAAGAAAACAGUAAGACUAGAAAUAAAGGUGACAUCAAAAUGUACUGUGAAUGAGUGCUUUCAUAUGCAGCAAUUACUUCACUUGGAAAAAAUUAUUCUAAUAAGUUAUAGUGAGUACUCUGUUUCUAUCUUACUAUAAAAAAAUGCUACAUAUCUCUAACAUCUAGUUUUUGACAGUACAAUUCCUGCUUUAUAUCAAUUUAGGGAAAUAUUUAAGGAAAUAAUGCAUAGCCUGAUUGUUUGCUGAAAGAAAAGGAAAGAAAGCAGUCAGAUUUUAGGGUUUCCCUCUUGGGGUAUGGCAAAGGUAUUGUGAGUCACUGUGAGUAGCUAGUCUAGUUUGUUUUAUCAGACUCUGUCUUCCUGAACAUAAAAUUGUGUCUUGCACAACCAGAACUAAUAACUCUUAGCAAACUGAAAUAUAAUUUUUAAACGAAAGCAAAAAUUUGGCAUUUUGAUUCAGUUUUAUCUAAUGUGUUUGGAUUGUGUUUAUCAAGAAGGUAUUAUCCUGCUAGGGGAAAGCUAAUACUAAAGUGAAUAACUAUUUUAGCAUUAUUUAUUAAUUCAGAUUGUCUUGAUUGAAGUUGCAUAGCAACAAACAAGAACAAGAUUCUUAGAAUUCAUAGUUGAUAUCAAGCCAAAAUAAGUGUUUGCUGUUUUGAUUUUAUAUAAUUUUGCCAACAUUUAUCAAAGAUUUAUGAUGUUUUCUGUAUAAACUUAGGGAUGUUAAAGUGGCAGAUUUAAUGGUUUUAAAUGUUAUUGAUAUGUUGAAUGUGGAUCAAAUUUAGUUUACUGUAGAUAAAUAAAUUUGAUCACUAACUUUCAUGAAAUAUUGAAUAUAAUUUCUGAAUCACCUCACGUUUCCAAUUUUGAGAUUUUUUUUCAGCUCAAAGUAGAAAUUAUUUCAUUCAUUUUAUGUCUAAGAACAUGCUUUAAUGCACACCUGUUGACACAUAUUAACGGAAUAUAAUGUAUACAAAUAAAAAUUCCCAACCACAUGUGAUAGUAAGUAGGCAAAAUGCACAGUGCAUAGCAGCGAGCCUGAUACAGAAGUGGAAUGCCAGCACUCAAUUUUUAUUUCUGUACUUAUAACAUCAGUAAUUUCACCUGUUGGUACAGUUGUAUUGAAAUGCAUAUGAACAUCCAGAAAAGAUACAGAGAGCGGAGCAGAUGUUCCUGGCUUUACAGGCAUCAGAAUUUCAGAAUCAAUGGCAUCUUUUCUUUGGCAUAUCUCCUUGAAGUAUUUUCACAAUAACAAAUAAUGAGUGGAAUCCCUAGGAAGCUGUCAAUAGCCAUGGUAUUCCUCUUGUAAUUUUGUUUACUUCUUAGUGAUUGGUUCAAGCUUCGGGCCUUUUAUUUCAAGUAAUUAGUUGUUAUACACUAUCACUUUUUAAUGUGAGUGAAUAUUUGAUAAUUUGGUUAUACUUGCUCCAAAAUAAAUCUAAUUAAUGGGCA